This is a messenger RNA of Aspergillus homomorphus CBS 101889, 1559 nucleotides long. RefSeq lists its product as uncharacterized. NCBI's taxonomy places the organism in Eukaryota, Fungi, Ascomycota, Eurotiomycetes, Eurotiales, Aspergillaceae. The coding region runs from base 117 to 1487 and encodes 456 amino acids. Gene Ontology annotation, molecular function: protein phosphatase regulator activity. Gene Ontology annotation, cellular component: protein phosphatase 4 complex; cytoplasm; nucleus. The record is from RefSeq and is a predicted model, not a curated record. The transcript is spliced from 4 exons. Gene Ontology annotation, biological process: protein dephosphorylation.
UCAAUGCUGAUGGUAUUUCUCGUGGGAAAUUUUCCUUGUGCAUCUCGCUCUUCCUGACCCCCUCGCACCUUUACUUUCCUGCAGUCUGAGCAGGUUCAGCGAACAAUCUCGUGAUCAUGUUACUGGACGAAGAAAGCCUCGAGAUCGCCGCUAAUGGCGGUGCGAUAGACCCCUCAAAAUGGCCCAACCUUGUCGAACCGCUCCUGGAGCGACUACAACAUAACGUCUACAACGUGUUCCCCAUGCCGCGCGUGCCUCCAGCAGCAGCGCAACAACCUCCUCUCCCUUCCGCAGCGACCAUCCUAGCACAGAAUCCCUCCCCAAGCACCACCACAAGCGACAGCAGCGCCAACAACAGCGCAGAAACGAGCAUUCCACCGAACCUCCAAACCCCGCCUCGACCAACAGCCACCUCCUCAACCACGACGCCUCUAUCCAGCGAACGCAUCCCGGACUCCCAGCCCUUCUCCUCCCAAGCGGCCUCAUCAUCAUCAACCAACUCACCCACCCUCCCGGGACCCCUCGACCAUCUUCUCACUGCAAUCUCCGCCAACAUCCGCACGCUCUUCGCCACCAAGCCCCCUCACACGAUCCAGCGCCUCGCAGAGCUCAUCCUCCGCCCGACAGCGCACUACCGCACCCUCCCGGCCUACCUCCGCGCCGUCGACCGCGUCGUCUCCGUCACCAGUCCCGCGGAUAUCUUCCCCUUCCGGACGAGCACCGGCACACACCAACCCCAACACCACCAGCCGAACGGAACCAUCAACGGCGGCGGCAGCGCCGGCAGCGCCGGCGGGGGUGGAGCCGUCGAGCCGAGCUUCAUGUUUUCUGAUCACGGCCUGGGCAGCGACGAGUCGCUCGGCGGGGCUCUUCUCACCCCAAUCCCGUGGUUGCACAACACCGCGUCCUCACCCGAGGCAGAAGGGGAACAAGAGGCGGCGGCGGGCGGCCACAUUGGUGCUGCCGGUGACGGCGCGAGCGAGACUGGGUUCUCGGCGCAGACAACAGUUGGUCCAACUGGUGGUAUUGAUAGUGGUGGUAGCGGUGCCGGGGGUGACGUUCUCGCGCCGACCGCGACGGGGGAGAAUGAUACGGAGAACGAAGUGAUGGGCGGGAUGGACUCGGUGCCUGCGGAGUCGGCCGUAGAAGAUGUCCCGCAUGCGCGGGGUCCGCCUGUCGUCGGGGUCGAGGAUAUGGGGUUACAGGAUGGCAAAGGGGUAGAAAUGAACUUGGAUGGAGCGAGUGGGGAUGAUGAUGAUGGCCGGCAGCAACAACAGUCGCAGACCCAGGCGCCGGGCCAAGAGUCGUCCGCUGAUCAGCAGGGUGGGCAGCAGCAGGAGCAGCAGGCAGGUCAAGCUGAGGAUCAAGCUCAAGAAGGUGCCUCAAAGCCCGUUACGGACGGCGAUGGAGACAUUGCGUUGGAGGAUGCGAAAGCAGAGGAAGGCCCUGCGACGGCCGAGAAGGAACAACAGCAGAAGCAGGGCUGAGGGUCAUGUAGGCAACUGCAAUAUCCAAAAGAUGGAAUUCUGCAUUGCAGGCGUGUAUAAUUUUACAUCAAC